This is a messenger RNA of Leptopilina boulardi, 1713 nucleotides long. It is a transcript of the gene Ugalt, whose product is annotated as UDP-galactose translocator. Gene Ontology annotation, cellular component: Golgi membrane. NCBI's taxonomy places the organism in Eukaryota, Metazoa, Arthropoda, Insecta, Hymenoptera, Figitidae. Gene Ontology annotation, molecular function: UDP-galactose transmembrane transporter activity. The transcript is spliced from 5 exons. The record is from RefSeq and is a predicted model, not a curated record. Bases 508 to 1509 code for a protein of 333 amino acids. Gene Ontology annotation, biological process: pyrimidine nucleotide-sugar transmembrane transport.
ACUUUAACCUCUAAAAAAAAUUGUUUAUUUACUUCUUCCAUGCGUCUGUAUUUACUUUGAUAAAAAAAAAUAUUAAAUAUUAUUGAUAAUAAAAAUUCAUAAAUAAAAACAUUUAUUUAGAAUUGUAAAUAUUGAAAAGAAAUUUCUUUCGCAAAAAAAAGUGCAAAUAUAACUACUAUAGUUCCUUGACCUAUUAUCUAUAUUUUUUUAUUUUAUAAAAAAAAUUAAAUAUUGUAUUCUAAAUUUUUUUUUUGUAAACGUAUACACGUUUAUAAUGAUAGGAAUGUGUGGGAAAGGGAAAGGAAAACAUUCACGCGUGUACAAGUGUCAAAUGAUGAGUUUGUGAAUCAACACACCAGGUUUGGCUUCAUUAUAGGCCGCCACACAUAUAAUUUUUUUAACCCAAAAAUAAAAACGUGCUUGGAAUUAUUCAUAAAAAAAACAUGGUCUCCAGUGGCGCAUGUUAAUCAUCAAUUUCAAGACAAUAAUUCUCAAAAUUUAUUUACUAUGUCAAAACAUCAUCAACAAAAUAGUCAAUAUCUCAAGUACAUGAGCCUUGUUACUCUUUCAGUUCAAAAUGCUCUUGUUAGUCUCAGUAUGCGAUAUUCUCUCAUUAGGCCUGGGGAGAGAUUUUUAUCAUCCACUGCGGUAGUAAUGUCCGAAGUAGUAAAACUUAUCACUUGUUUAAGUCUUGUUUUCAUUGAGGAAGGAAAUUUUUCAAAAUUCUUUAAUUCUCUUAAUACAACAAUUAUUAAACAACCAAUGGAUACAUUGAAAGUUUGCGUGCCAUCAUUAAUUUAUAUUAUACAAAAUAAUCUUUUAUACGUAUCAGCGUCAAAUUUAGAUGCAGCAACUUAUCAGGUUACUUAUCAAUUGAAAAUUUUAACAACUGCCUUCUUUGCUGUUGUUAUUUUAAGAAAAUCACUUCAUCGAUUACAAUGGUUGGCAUUAUUUUUUCUUCUCCUUGGCGUUAUUCUUGUUCAAUUAGCUGAGAAUGGCCCACAAAAAGUGCCAUCGGGAAUUGAACAAAAUCGUCUUCUUGGAUUUGGUGCGGCAUUAACCGCAUGUUUUCUCUCAGGAUUUGCGGGUAUUUAUUUUGAAAAAAUUCUCAAAGGUUCGGAUAUUUCUGUUUGGAUGAGAAAUGUACAAUUAAGUCUUCUCUCAUUGCCAUUUGGUUUAUUUACAUGUUUAAUGAACGAUGGCAAUGUUAUAUUAGAAAAAGGAUUUUUCAUUGGUUACGAUUGGUUCAUUAAUUAUUUAGUAUUAUUACAAGCGUGCGGUGGUUUAAUUGUUGCAUUAGUUGUCAAACAUGCUGAUAAUAUUUUAAAAGGAUUUGCAACAUCAUUGGCAAUUAUUAUUUCAUGCGUUGCGUCAAUUUAUUUAUUUAAUUUUCAACUUUCUUAUCAAUUUACGUCCGGUGCUUUUCUUGUGAUGUGUUCGAUUUUCAUGUAUGGACAUCAACCAAAAAGUUUGGCGAACAAUAAACACUCGCUUCUAGAAAAAAUAUGAUGAGAUUUGUAAAGAAAAAAAAAAGAAAAAUUAAGAGAAUUUAUUUAUAUUGUAAAAAAAAUGUUUAUAUUAAUUGAGUAUUAAAAAAAAAUUUUACACACAAAAUAAGACAUGUAAUGGCUAAAAUUGAAUGUCGCCUAUUGUUGAAAGUAUUAUAAACUUUAAACAAAAAUUAAGUUAGAUUUUAUGUCAAAAGAAGAGAGA